AAUUGACAGACAGUAUAGUAAGACACUGCAAAUUGCAUGUUGAAGCUGAAGUGCUUGUGCUAACAAAUUGGUAACAACAUGAACAAUUCAAUAAUCCAAAUGUUUAAUCCUUACAACUGGAUGGAUAAAGCCGUAGUUUAUAAUCAAAGAUACGACGUAGUACCAUGCGAGUGGAUAAGAAAAAAUACAGACGUCCUUGUCUUACUCUUUACAGCCCGAGGGAUAGACAAAGAUGGUAUUAUAGUGAAAUUCUACGAAAUAUAUGAAAGUAUCAAAUUACUUAAUCUACCAAUAGAAGUAAUUUAUGUACCAAUGGACGAAACUGAAGCAGAAAUGAAACAAAGCUACGAAACGCAAGCAAAUUGGUUUACUCUCAGCAUUCAUGAUCCCCUGGUACUUACUCUCAAAUAUAUGUAUGAUAUUACGUGUAUACCUCAUAUAGUAGUUCUAAAAAUUGAUGGAUCUAUAAUAUCUACUCACGGGGUCAUAGACCUAGAAAAGUAUGGGAAAAAUGCUGUACUAACAUGGCUUUCUACAUCUGCUUCGACUAAAAAGCAUAGGAAACUGAAUAAGGAUGCAUCGAUGUAUGGCGAGAAAUGGAAUUACUUGAAUGUGCGACCAAAUUCAUCAAAAUAUGAUUCGUAUCGAAGGAAAUUCAAUGUUCCCGAAACUUCUUAAAUUAGUUUUCUUCAAUGAAUACCAAAUAAUUCGUUUAUUCUAUUUAACUAAAAUUUCCUUUCUAACGUUUAUCUUUUCAUUCUCUGCUAGUAGACCUUGGUGAAUAUUGUCUGAUGUUGUUAAAAUUCCUGUAACUUGCAAAAUCUUCAAUCAUCAAUUAAACAAGUGUUUCAUUACUCCAUAUUUCAAUGGUUAUUGUUACUGUGAGCGGGAA
Messenger RNA from Achroia grisella, 892 nucleotides. RefSeq lists its product as uncharacterized. Gene Ontology annotation, biological process: sensory perception; photoreceptor cell maintenance. The coding region runs from base 79 to 678 and encodes 199 amino acids. Lineage: Eukaryota; Metazoa; Arthropoda; Insecta; Lepidoptera; Pyralidae. The transcript has a single exon. The record is from RefSeq and is a predicted model, not a curated record.